Molecule: messenger RNA, 1456 nt
Organism: Eleginops maclovinus (Patagonian blennie)
Lineage: Eukaryota; Metazoa; Chordata; Actinopteri; Perciformes; Eleginopidae
Product: keratin, type I cytoskeletal 18-like
Exons: 7
Coding region: 99-1400 (433 amino acids)
Biological process (GO): intermediate filament cytoskeleton organization
Cellular component (GO): cytoskeleton; keratin filament
Molecular function (GO): structural molecule activity
Source: RefSeq, a predicted model, not a curated record
UGGCUCGCCUCCGUCCUUCACUCUCAGCUGCCGGACCCCUCUGUGCCAGGACGCACCACAGCUUCUUUUUCUAACUGAUAAACUCACUUCGUCUAGCAAUGGAGCCCCUUUUUAGACGCCAGAGUUCUCAAGUUCUUGGAGGUCAAUUGACACAGUUUCCCAGACCUGUUCAGAUGGACAGGUCUUAUGCCCACAGUGUCAGUGGAGGAGCAGGCGGCCAUGGGAUCAAGAUCUCCACAGCCUACGGCACACGGGUUGGCAGCGGCUUCGGGGGUGGGUAUGACUACCAUUCUGGGUCUUCUGGGUCGAGUUCUGGAACCCAGACUAUCACGAAUGAGAAGGCAACCAUGCAGCACCUGAAUGACCGCCUGGCUUCCUACCUGGAGACAGUGAGGAAUCUGGAGAAGGCCAACAGCAUCCUCGAGAUCAAGAUCAGAGAGACCAUCGAGAAGAAAGGACCUAUGGAGGGGAAGGACUUCAGCAAGUACAACGCCAUCAUCACUGAGCUGAGGGCUAAGAUAUUUGACAUGAUCCGUGGAAACUCACAUCUUAAUAUCCAUCUUGACAACGCCAGACUUGCAUCAGAUGACUUCAGAGUCAAGAUGGAGUAUGAAAUGUCCCUGCGUCAGGCAGUCGAGGCCGAUGUGGCCAGACUGAGGAAGCUUCUUGAUGAUACCAACGUAAUGCGUCUCAACUUGGAGGGUGAAAUCGAGUCUCUGAAGGAAGAGUUGAUCAACCUGAGGAAGGCCCAUGAGUUGGAUGUUACCGAGUUGCGUGCCCAGAUCAGCCAGGUUGGGGUCCGUGUGGAUGUUGACGCUCCUAAGGGACAGGACCUGGCUAAGAUCAUGGAGGAAAUGAGAGCCAGCUAUGAGAAGAUAGCACGGAAGAACCAGGAGGAGCUCAAAACCUGGCAUGAAUCUCAGAUCACCGAGGUGCAGGUCCAAGUAACUGAGAGCUCAACUGCUCUCAAGGAAGCCACAACUGUGAUUUCAGAAAUAAGGAGAAGGUAUCAGGGACUAGAGAUUGAACUGCAGUCUCAACUUAGUCUGAAAGCUUCCCUGGAGGCCACGCUGCAGGACAUCGAAAUGCGAUACAACAUGGAGAUGGAGAAGUACAACGUGAUCAUUGUGAGGCUGCAGGAGGAGCUCACUCAUAUCCGCACCGACAUCCAGCAUAGCACAAGAGAGUAUGAGCACCUUCUCAACAUCAAGGUUAAACUGGAGGCCGAAAUCGCUGAAUACAGAAGGCUGCUGGACGGCGAGGCAGACCUCGAUCUGGUCGAUGCAGUUGACCCGAGGAUGGUCCAGACCAAAGUAGUGACGGUCACUCAGACUUUGGUGGAUGGCAAAGUGGUGUCCGAAAGCAAGGAUGUCCAAUCCAGUGAAAAAGCUGUAAAUUAAAAACUGGGGUCUGGGAAACCUUUUGUACCAAUAAAAAAUGAUGAAAAAAAAGUGUA